Canis lupus familiaris (dog) is the source of this 570-nucleotide messenger RNA. RefSeq names its product olfactory receptor family 7 subfamily A member 69 (gene OR7A69). Lineage: Eukaryota; Metazoa; Chordata; Mammalia; Carnivora; Canidae. Gene Ontology annotation, cellular component: membrane. Gene Ontology annotation, molecular function: olfactory receptor activity; G protein-coupled receptor activity. Gene Ontology annotation, biological process: G protein-coupled receptor signaling pathway. The record is from RefSeq and is a predicted model, not a curated record.
AUGUACCUGAUCACUGUGUUUGGAAACCUGCUCAUCAUCCUGGCCAUCAGCUCUGACUCCCACCUCCACACCCCCAUGUACUUCUUCCUCGCCAACCUGUCCUUUGUAGACAUCUGUUUCACCUCUACCACUGUCCCCAAGAUGCUGCUGAACAUCCAGACUCAGAGCAAAGUCAUCACCUAUGCAGGCUGCAUCACACAGAUGUACUUUUUCAUAAUCUUUUCAGGGUUGGACAUCUAUCUCCUGGCUGUGAUGGCUUAUGACCGUUUUGUGGCCAUCUGCCAUCCCCUGCACUACAUGGUCAUCAUGAACCCCCGGCUCUGUGGACUGCUAGUUCUGGUGUCCUGGAUCAUAAUUGUCUCUUUAUUUUAUUGUACAGCCCUAGGAGUGUACCUUAGCUCUGCUGCUCCCCAGAGCUCCUACACAAGUGCAGUGGCCUCAGUGAUGUACACAGUGGUCACACCUAUGCUGAACCCCUUCAUCUACAGCCUGAGGAACAGAAACAUAAAGAGGGCUCUGAUGAAUUCUCUGGGCUGGAAGCUAUCAAAAGGCCAGUUGUCCUAUUGCUGA